This is a messenger RNA of Acanthoscelides obtectus, 303 nucleotides long. The record is from the annotation of a GenBank genome assembly. Lineage: Eukaryota; Metazoa; Arthropoda; Insecta; Coleoptera; Chrysomelidae.
GUGCCGUUGUUUACAGUAGGUAAUAGAAGUUAUUGCUUAUUUGAUCUAAGAUAUGUAUAAACCGUUUUUUGAUGAUCCUGUUAAAACAUACGAGUAUUACAAUUUUCUGCCUGAUGCUCGAGAUGAGUUAAAAGAUAACGAUGAUGUGGUCUUGCAUCCAGACGCUCGUUAUUUGACUGACGGGGAGGAAUUGGACGAAAAGCAACUGAUGGCAAAUGGAAUGCCACAAGAUGUUUCUGGUCGUGUAUAGCUGUUUCGCCAAAGUUCAGCUAAUGACGAGUUCUGAAGCAGCGACUAAGGGUA